GCAGAGUUCUCUAGCCAUGAAAUGGACAGUGAGUCCCACAUCAGUGAGACGAGUGACCGCAUGGCAGACUUUGAGAGCAGCUCCAUUAAAAAUGAGGAGGAGAGCAAGGAGGUUUCCAUACCACUGGAAGACUCUACGGUUUCUGAUAGUUUAGAACAAAUGAAGGCUGUGUAUAAUAACUUCCUCUCCAAUUCCUACUGGUCCAAUCUCAAUUUGAACCUUCACCAGCCAAUUUCGGAAAAAAACAACGGUAGCAGCAGCAGUAGCAGCAGCAGCAGCAGCAGUUGUGGAAGUGGCAGCUUUGAUUGGCACCAGACUGCAAUGGCCAAAACACUGCAGCAAGUUUCUCAAAGCAGAAUUCUGCCUGAACCAAGCCUUUUUAGCACAGUCCAGCUGUACAGACAGAGCAGUAAGCUCUAUGGCUCUAUAUUCACUGGAGCCAGUAAAUUCCGCUGUAAAGACUGCAGUGCUGCCUACGAUACUUUAGUAGAAUUAACAGUGCACAUGAAUGAAACAGGACAUUAUCGAGAUGACAACCAUGAAACAGAUAACAAUAACCCCAAAAGAUGGUCCAAACCUCGCAAACGUUCUUUGCUUGAAAUGGAGGGGAAAGAAGAUGCCCAGAAAGUGCUAAAGUGUAUGUACUGUGGUCAUUCAUUUGAAUCUCUUCAGGAUUUGAGUGUUCAUAUGAUCAAAACAAAACACUACCAAAAAGUGCCUCUGAAGGAACCUGUUACCCCUGUAGCAGCAAAAAUUAUCCCAGCUACUAGAAAGAAAGCAUCACUGGAUCUUGAACUUCCAAGUUCUCCAGACUCCACGGCUGGGACACCAAAAGCCACAAUCUCAGAUAGUAAUGAUGCACUUCAAAAGAAUUCCAAUCCCUACAUUACACCAAAUAACCGCUAUGGUCACCAGAACGGUGCCAGCUAUGCCUGGCACUUUGAGGCAAGGAAAUCUCAGAUUCUGAAGUGCAUGGAGUGUGGAAGUUCGCAUGACACCCUGCAGGAGCUCACGGCUCACAUGAUGGUGACGGGACAUUUUAUUAAAGUCACUAACUCUGCCAUGAAAAAAGGGAAACCAAUUAUAGAAGCCCCAGCCACACCUACAAUAACGUCCUUAGUAGAUGAGAAGGUCCAGUCUGUGCCACUAGCUGCCACCACCUUUACAUCUCCUUCCAACACACCUUCUAGUGUUUCCCCUAAAUUAAAUGUUGAGAAAAAAGAGGUAGAUAAGGAAAGAGUCAUUGCUGAUGACAAAAUGAAAGACAAAGAGAAGUCAAGUGAAGAUGAGGAGAAGUAUGAUAUCUCCUCAAAAUACCAUUACUUGACUGAAAAUGACUUAGAAGAAAGCCCCAAGGGGGGAUUAGAUAUAUUGAAGUCUUUAGAAAACACGGUUACUUCAGCUAUAAACAAAGCCCAGAAUGGCACACCGAGCUGGGGUGGCUACCCCAGCAUUCAUGCUGCCUACCAGCUGCCUAAUAUGAUGAAACUGUCCUUGGGCUCAUCUGGGAAGAGUACACCCUUAAAACCUAUGUUUGGAAACAACGAACUAGUAUCACCAACUAAAAACCAGCCCUUAGUGUCUCCACCCAGUAGUCAGACCUCACCCGUGCCAAAAACAAACUUUCAUGCCAUGGAAGAGUUGGUGAAGAAGGUCACUGAGAAGGUGGCUAAAGUGGAGGAGAAGAUGAAGGAGCCCGAAGGAAAGCUCUCUCCACUGAAGCGUGCGACACCUUCGCCAUGCAGCAGUGAAGUCAGUGAACCCCUUAAUGGAGCCCCCAAUGAUGGUGGCUUUAAAAGCCAGCAAAACAGCCCAGUUCCUCAGAGAGAUGGUUGCAAAGACAGCCCAAGUGUAGAACCUGUGGAAAAUGGGAAAGAGCCUGUGAAAUCCAUUGUGGGUUCUUUAAGUAGCAGCACAGCCAUCAUCACUGACCACCCUCCCGAACAGCCAUUUGUAAAUCCGUUAAGUGCGCUGCAAUCUGUCAUGAAUAUUCACCUUGGCAAGGCAGCAAAGCCAUCCCUGCCCACUCUGGAUCCAAUGAGCAUGCUUUUUAAAAUGAGCAACAGUUUGGCAGAAAAGGCUGCAGUGGCCACCCCACCUCUACAGUCCAAAAAAUCAGACCACUUAGACCGUUAUUUUUAUCAUGUCAACAAUGACCAACCCAUAGAUUUGACGAAAGGCAAGAGUGACAAAAGCUGCUCUUUGGGUUCAGCGCUUUUGUCAUCCACAUCGACAUCUUCUGCAUCUUCUUCAUCUACAGUGACAACAGCAAAGACAUCUGCAGUCGUGUCAUUCAUGUCAAACUCGCCGCUACGCGAGAAUGCCUUGUCAGAUAUAUCUGAUAUGCUGAAGAACCUGACAGAAAGUCACACAUCAAAAUCUUCCACACCUUCCAGCAUAUCUGAGAAAUCUGACAUUGAUGGUACCACAAUAGAGGAACCAGAAGAGAGUACACCAGCUCAGAAAAGGAAGGGACGUCAGUCUAACUGGAACCCUCAGCACUUGCUCAUAUUGCAGGCCCAGUUUGCAGCCAGCUUACGGCAGACUUCAGAGGGGAAAUACAUCAUGUCAGACUUGAGCCCUCAAGAAAGAAUGCACAUUUCCAGGUUUACGGGACUCUCAAUGACCACAAUUAGCCACUGGCUGGCCAAUGUGAAAUACCAGCUCCGAAGGACGGGGGGAACUAAGUUCCUUAAAAAUUUGGACACUGGGCACCCAGUGUUCUUUUGUAAUGACUGUGCUUCACAGAUCAGAACUCCUUCAACUUAUAUCAGUCAUCUUGAAUCGCAUCUGGGUUUCAGGUUAAGAGACUUGUCCAAACUGUCCAGUGAACAGAUUAACAAUCAGAUAGCACAAGCAAAGUCACCAUCUGAAAAAUUGGUGACGUCCUCUCCAGAGGAAGAUAUCGGAACUUCUUAUCAGUGCAAACUUUGUAACAGGACUUUUGCAAGUAAGCAUGCUGUUAAACUUCAUCUUAGUAAAACACAUGGGAAGUCACCAGAGGAUCAUCUUCUGUAUGUUUCGGAGUUAGAGAAGCAGUAGCAUUUGCUUUUGAUUAAAAUAACUGUAAUUUGCUUUGAGGAAAACUGUCAAAGACGCCUUAAAGCUACUGUUUAGUUCUUGGCACAUGUUCUUAUUUUAACUCCAGAGUCGCUCUGGGCUGAACUGUUUUGUAUAACUGUACAGUGUUUAAAUAGAGGUGCAUAAUCAGCUGUUGUUACUGGUAAAAUAUGAAGGUUAAAAUGCAGUGGUAAGUGUUUGGAACUUUGUGUAAAUUGGAUUUAGUUGCUGUGCAUCAAGCUGAUGCAUCAAGCUGCAUGCAUUAACAGACAGUUUAAUUAAGCAUUUAUAACUAAUUCUGGUGCACUUUUUCAUGUGACCUAAGUGUGCUGGUAUUUCUCACCCUAUAAUCUUUAGCCCUCUGAGUACUUUGAAGCACUUUUGCAUUAAUUUGGUAAAAAUGUAAGGAUAUGCUUUUUUUUUAGACCCUUACUAGCUUAGUUCUGAUUACUAAUAUGAACCUCCAUUUAUGCAGAGGUGUCUCACACCUUGAAAUUUAAAAAUAUAAUUUUCACAUUGAAACAUAGAUGUAUAUAUUGUAUAGAUUUCAAAAUCUCUUAUGGAAAAUGUGAUUGUGGUUAAUGCCAUUUUUUUUUUUCCAGCAUUUUUAGCAGCAGUGGGGUUUGUACCUGAUAAGCCCCAGGUAUAAACUGUACCUAUAUAUAGUGUAUAUUUCAUUUUUUUUAAGAUCUAACAGUUUUUCCUUUAACAAUCAAACAUUGUAAAUUAUGUGAUAAAAGAUACCACAGAUAGCAUUUAUAAAGUAUUCAGAAACAUUAUUCUUAAAGCAAAGUAUGUUUUGCUUUGUUUUGCUAUACAGUACAUCUAUAUUAAGAGAGGUUCAUGUUUAAAUUAUACAUAUUUAUUAGUGUUGCUAUCAUUUUGUUUUUUUUUUUGGGUUUUUUUUGUUCUUUUUUUUAAUUGUCUGAAGAAACAGAAGCCACGGACUGCAUUCCUGGCCUGCAUUCUAACUGUUUUGCACAACAUGACUUUUAAAGGUAUUUAUUAGUAAAAAAAGAAAAAAAUAAAAUAAAAAGAGAAAAUUCAAGAUAAACUCAGUGCUCAAAGGGUUAAAUCUAUUUGAAAAACUUGUACUGUAUUUCCUAAACAUUGAUAAAGCCUUUAAAAUGUUUGUACUGUAAUACUUUGCUUAAAAAGUUAUGAGGCAUUCUGUGAUAUAACCUCUUUUACUUAUUUAUAAGCGCUCUUGGUUGUUAUUUCCUAUAGUAGAAUGCCUUUUUAUUUCAAUUGGUAACUUUCUGUUUUGUUCUGCCUAAUUAUUCUCCCAAGAUUCCAUACUGCAGCUUUAUCUUUAGGCAUAUGAAAGGUAACCCGUGGUUACCAGCACACUAAGUGAUUCUGUUCGUCUCCAUUUUUGGCAGUUAAUUUGCAGAAGUAACUGACAGCUGACACCAUAUGAGAAUCUAUGUAUAAAAUAUUGGCAUGUAAACAGCACAGACACUGUAAUGCACUCUGUGCCCUGUUUUGUUGUUGACAAUGAAGCACCAUUAUAUGACUCUUCAUAUAACCUUUUUUUCUACAGCAGCAUUAAAAUUGUCUUUUUGCUAUAAUUUUGUGUUGCGUUCACAAUUAUGUCUGAAAUGUGCUACGACUAACGAGCACAUUAAAAUUAAAUUGUAUGCUAUCUGUUUAUGACUGAAGCUUGAGUAGGUUUCUUCAUCUGCCAGGUGCUGGCAGUCAAAAGCUGCACAUAAAUCACUGGAGUUUUAGUGAACUUUGGCAUUUAAAGAGCAGGGUAGCACUUAU
Catharus ustulatus (Swainson's thrush) is the source of this 4827-nucleotide messenger RNA. RefSeq names its product teashirt homolog 3-like. Gene Ontology annotation, biological process: regulation of transcription by RNA polymerase II. Gene Ontology annotation, molecular function: DNA binding; DNA-binding transcription factor activity, RNA polymerase II-specific. NCBI's taxonomy places the organism in Eukaryota, Metazoa, Chordata, Aves, Passeriformes, Turdidae. The record is from RefSeq and is a predicted model, not a curated record. Gene Ontology annotation, cellular component: nucleus.